AUUUAUUUUUAGAAUGAGACACGCCUCCUGUUACUCUUGUUAACUGAGACAUUUCUGAUUAAAAUCACUGAAUGUUUUAAAGAUUAAGGACUUUUGGUGACAGGAAAAUAGGUUAUUUAUAGUAAACUUUUUCAUACAAAGUCAAAGAAGAUUAUCAUUUGAAUCACCAUGAACUUUCCUUGAAAUUAAAUGAAGAAAUCUUACCCAAUAUGUCUGAGGCUAAUCCACAAAUUGGAUUUAUAAACAUCAAUGAAAUUGGAAGUGGUGAGAGUUCAACAGAUGGAGAAAUAAAAGAAAUAAAAGAUGAAUUAAAAGUAAAAGGAGGAGAGACAGAAUCAAAAAAUAAUAAUCAUUUUACAAAUUCAACCAAAACCGAUGAGCAAAUACUAUUGGCUGCUACAUUGGUUUUAGAUGCUAAACGAGGGAGGAAUAUCAAUUUUAAAACUGAUGAUAAACAUGUCAGAUCAUAUAUUCUGUAUCAUAAAUGGUAUUUACGCUGGGCUCUGUAUGCCUUUAUUAUCAUCGAUCUUAGCUUAGCCUUCGUAGAAAAACCAGCAGUUUCUUUUACUGCACCAUAUUGGGCCACCAUAUUAAUAGAGUUGGUAUGUUUGGGAUUUUUUAUAUUCCGAUUCUGUCAUGCUGCAUAUGUAGAACAAUCGUCCAGUUUCUGGAAAGAUACGAAACAUAUAAUAGUUCUAUGUACCAUAAUUCUGAUGAUAUUAGAUAUAAUAUGUUAUAUUAUUUGGGUAAAUGUAGCACCAGAUACAAAUCCUGUAAGAUGGUCACGCCCACUUCGCCCUCUCUUUAUAGUCAAUUUCUCAGAUGGAAAACAGGUGCGGAGAGCUUUCAGAAAUAUUCGUAAAACAGUACCAGAAAUUUUAAAUGUACUGAUUCUAUUUUUUCUUAGUGUUCUACUCUUUGCCUUAUUAGCUCUCAAAUUAUUCUCUAAAAGGAACUCAUUAACGUACCCAAAUGGUGAUCCGUAUUUUAAAACAUAUCUUGACUGUAUUUGGGAUUUAUAUGUUCUUGUUACUACAGCUAAUAACCCAGACGUUAUGAUGCCAGCGUAUGAUUACAAUCCCUGGUUUGCUAUAUUUUUUGUAUGUUAUAUUAUUGUUUGUUUGUAUAUAUUUAUGAGUAUAGUGCUAGCUGCUAUUUAUAAUAAUUAUAAAAAAAAUUUAAAGAAUGAGAUAAGAAUAUCUGUGUUCAGUAAAAGAAGGAAAUUGAAUCGUGCGUUUGAGAUAUUAAAAGAUAAAGUAGGAGAUCAAUAUGUUGUCACUCAACCAACAUGGAAUAAGUUAAUGUCUGUAGUAUUGGAAGGCAAGAGUCAACAACAAUUAGAUUUAUUAUUACAUGUUUUAGACAAUGAUGGCAUGAAUUCUAUUAAAAAGACCCAGUUUGUGAAUCUGUCUGAUUUACUCCAAGUAGAAUUAACUGAAGUCAAUGACAGAAGAACAUUUCUAGAACACAAAAUACCUGCUAUAUAUAAUCAUAGAGUUAGUAAUGCUCUAAAAUGGUUGAUUAGAACCAAAGCUUUUCGAUGGUUUUUUGAUUUUCUAAUUUUCAUCAAUGCAUUCUUUAUUGCCUUUGAUGUGGACAAAUCUGAUUGGUUCUUUCUGGUGAUUUUUACCAUUGAAAUAUUUCUCAAGGUUUAUACUUAUGGACCAAAAAACUUUGCUACAAGAUUUUGGAAUAUAUUUGAUGUAUUGGUAAUAGGUGCAGCUGUUUUGGCCUCCAUCAUUGAAAUAUUUAUUGGUGCAAGUAGUGAAGAGUUCCGAACAUUAGAUGUAUUGUUGGUAUUAAGAGUUAUGAGGUUGAUUAAACUAUUUGGCAGUAUUCCCAGAUUUAAAGUUAUUAUUAUGACUAUUGUGAAUAUUGGUCCAUCUAUUUUAACAUAUGGUGGUGUUGUAUUUGUAUUCUAUUAUUUCUAUGCUAUUAUUGGAAUGGAAGUAUUUGGUAAUAAGAUUAGUUUCCAUGGUUACAAUGAUACAGAUUUAGACCCAGAGAAACAGACCUGUGGCAAUCCCAAACUUGCCAAGUCUAAUUUCUACAUGUUUCAUUAUUGGUUUGUAUUGGUCACCCAUAAAGCAGCUAGAAUAUACUUCUUCUUUUUCCACCUGUCUUGUGUGGUUAUAGUUCUUAAUAUCUUCACAGCCUUUAUUCUUGAAGCUUUUAUAUUGGAAUAUUCUCUACAAAAACAACCUAAGUUAGAGUCAGCUGUAGAGGCUAAGAUUAAAGAAUUAGGACUUGGUAUAGGCUAUACACCAAAUACCACUGGUAGACCUACAAUAGAUACAAUAGAACUAGUGGAGAAUGAAGAGGUACCAGAAGACCCUGUCCCACCCCCACUAAAAAAUCAACCAGAUGAUCCUCAUGAUGACUCAGAUACGGAAAGUUUACCUGAUCUUUCACAGGAACAGGGACUUCGAUUUCAUCUCAAGAAAAGGAGUCGUAAGAAAGUGGAAGUUUUAUUACAUCAGAUGUUUGAGGGGGAAAUAGAAGCUGAAGAUGAAGGUGAAGAUUUUGAACAAAGACCAAGACGACUGACUCUAGAAAAUAUUUAAUGUUCUCAUCCUGUUUAAUAGUUUAACUGUAUUAGUUUAAGUUGUCAGACCGUGAUUCUGUAGUUUGACAACAACAAUAUAACUUUCAGAUAAUGAUGUUACUUAAUUACCUUUUUAUGCCCGAAAAAUAAUAGAGACCAAUACAGCUGACUCAAAAAAAUAUUGAAUAGUUUAUCUUGAACAUAAUUGAGUUAAUGAGUCACUUUGUUUUUUAUUUCCAAAAAAUGGAAGUGAUUAUAUUGGUUUCAAAAAUAAUGUGCAAUAUUGUCUGACCAUGACUUGAAUAAAAUUGGUAGAAAUAUAAUAUAUAUGUAUAAUAAUAAAUAAAUCAAAUAUAAGUCUACAAGUAAAUCAUGUAUUGAAAACAGCAUCAUUAUUGUUAAUAUAUUUAAAUUC
Messenger RNA from Lottia gigantea (owl limpet), 2960 nucleotides. RefSeq lists its product as hypothetical. The record is from RefSeq and is a predicted model, not a curated record. Gene Ontology annotation, cellular component: membrane. Gene Ontology annotation, biological process: monoatomic ion transport; transmembrane transport. The coding region runs from base 210 to 2564 and encodes 784 amino acids. The transcript is spliced from 20 exons. Gene Ontology annotation, molecular function: monoatomic ion channel activity. Lineage: Eukaryota; Metazoa; Mollusca; Gastropoda; Lottiidae.